Messenger RNA from Miscanthus lutarioriparius, 1140 nucleotides. NCBI's taxonomy places the organism in Eukaryota, Viridiplantae, Streptophyta, Magnoliopsida, Poales, Poaceae. The record is from the annotation of a GenBank genome assembly.
AUGACCACCGUAGGCGGCGUGGUUUGUUGCCCGUGGCGGGUCGGUCGCCGGGCAGCGGGGCAAGGGCACGGCGUUACUGGCAAGAGAUUUAGCAUGGUGGCGAAAGGAGCAGGCGCGGGCGGCAUGCAGAAGAAGGUAGUAUCCGUGGGCAUCACGCCCGCUGCCAUCUUUAGUUACACCGCUGGCGAGAAGCUCAGCGCGUACAUGGCCUCGGUACCCUAUCCGGUGGCGUCCUUCAGCUUCGGCUGUGAGACGAUCGUCCGCAAGAACCGGGCGCCGGUGGUGGCGGGGUUCUCAUCGCGGGGCCCCAACCCUGUCGUCCCCGAGCUGCUCAAGCCCGAUGUCGUCGCGCCGGGAGUGAACAUUCUUGCCGCCUGGUCGGGCGACGUAUCUGUGUCGGGAGCUUCCGACGACGGCAGGAGAGCCGACUACAACAUCAUCUCCGGGACGUCCAUGGCGUGCCCGCACGUCGCUGGCAUCGCAGCAAUGAUCAAGAAGAAGCACCCAAGCUGGACGCCUGCCAUGGUACGUUCGGCGCUGAUGACGACCGCCGGGACGGUCGACAACAGAGGCGGAGACAUCCUCGACAACGGUAAGGGGGUCAUCGUGGGCCGCGCCGACAACGUCAGGGUCGCGACGCCGCUGGUGGCCGGGGCCGGGCACGUCCAGCCGGACCUCGCGCUGGACCCGGGCCUCGUCUACGACGCCGGAGAGCGCGACUACCUCGACUUCCUCUGCGCCCUGAACUACACCGUGGAACAGAUGCGGCGGUUCGUUCCGGACUUCGUCAAUUGCACGGGAACGCUCGCCGGCGGCCCCGCCGGCCUCAACUACCCGUCGUUCAUCGUGGUCUUCGACAACCGCACCGACGUCCGCACACUGACGCGGACGCUGACCAAAGUGUCCGAAGAGGCGGAGACGUACAAUGUCACUGUCGUGGCGCCGGAGCACGUGAAGGUGACCGUCACGCCGACGACCUUGGAGUUCAAGGAGCACAUGGAGGCGAGGAGCUACUCGGUGGAGUUCAGGAAUGAAGCCGGAGGGAACCGGGAGGCAGGCGGUUGGGACUUCGGGCAGAUCAGCUGGGUGAACGGGGAGCAUCAAAUCAGGAGCCCGGUGGCGUUCCAGUGGAAGAACUGA